AUGAACAGAACUACCCAUAAUGACAGAAGAGCUCGAAUUGCCGAAAUAAACAACCUUGCAGCAAAUAUCAAUAGAGCUAGGAUUUUUCCACCUCAUAUUCUAAACCCAAACAUUAUCCUUUCUCUUUUACGCCGUAAUUAUCAACGUCCAAGACGUAAAUAUCAUGGCUAUAAUUUAAUUUACGUCGUUACGAAGGAGGAAGCCAGGAUCAACAAUAGUGUGACAGAUGAUAUUAUUAUUAGGAAUGUUGCUAACGUUUUAUGGAGAGAAGGUACCAGAAAUCAGAAAGAACAAUAUACCUCCCUUGCAAAUGCCGUAAACGACUUAAUUAAGCGUUAA
Messenger RNA from Funneliformis caledonium, 339 nucleotides. Lineage: Eukaryota; Fungi; Glomeromycota; Glomeromycetes; Glomerales; Glomeraceae. The record is from the annotation of a GenBank genome assembly.